AUGAUGGCGAAGGGCAUCUGGUACGAUACAAAAGGUGGCCAUCCUUCUGCGAUAGCUGAUCAGUCGGCGAACGACCGCCACUUGCCGUCACUUUCAAUCCACUUUUUCAUUCGAAAAUCUCUCUAAUACAGCUAUACACUUUAUUCCAAUUGGUACAUUUGGAUUCCAGGAUGAAACUAGCCUUUUUAUUACUAACGAUGGCCAUUUUGGCAUCGUCUAGUAGAGCCUUCAUUCUCCCCGGGACUCCCGAACAAACCAACAUUGCAAAUGAAUAUCAGACUGCCGAGUCGGCUGAAGCUGGAGAAAAUCAAAUCGCCAAAGACCUGGAACAUUUUCUGGGCAAACCUUUGACGACCAUGUCGUUUGCCGGCACAACUAGGCUCAACAUUUACCGCGUCCAGGGGCGGAAAAACUAUCACAGCAAGUCCCUUUACCAGUUCAGUCCAGCGGCCAUUCUGGACAGCUCCAGCAUCACCCACUGGUACAGCGGAGUCAACAGCCAGCUCUAUUUCGGCUUCCGCGUUCAAAUGUGGAACGAGACGAUCCAGCAAGCUGUCGCCACCCAUUUGACGCGAGUAACGGGCAAAAAGGUCCGGACCUACCAGGUCGAGUCGAUCCCGUUCGACCGAGUCAUCCUGACCAGAUCCAGCGACGUAGAAGAGGACGGACGUUAUCAUAUGGCCCAGCCCAUGAUCCCGUACACGCAAACGGUGGGUUUCAGUUUGGCCUGUUACGACAAAGCUGAAUGCCAACAACUGGCCGAGCAGUUCAGUAAGGAGCCGGAACAAUUCGACAAAUUCAAAGUGGCCUACAGCAUGGACAGCCGGAGGGAGACGGAGACCAAAAUCGUCCAGGUAACGCAGAGCAUGUUGACGCAGACUAAUCAGCUGUUUAGUCAAAUCAGCCAGCGAUUCCCGCGGACCAACGAGAUCCUCUUGUCCGUCGGCGAUGCCCAGCGUCUUUUAUGGCGGGCCAUUUCCGACAUUGUCCGCGAAAGUUUCGGGGAACAACCGGAAGCAAUCGUGCGCAGAGACUCUCGCCAGAAAAUCUACGACCAACUGGAAAAAGUUGUCGUGGCGGCCAAAUUGACCAUCUCGACGGCCGACGACGCCAAAUGGCCCACCGUCUACUGGGAGGACCCACUGAGCCGUCCCGACGCCAUCGCCCGAUCUCUCAAUGAACGCAAACGCCACCUGGUCCACCACGACGACGAUAACUUUGACGUCCAGGAGGAACAGCAGCAGCAGUCGUCCAGUGACUGGAAGACCCGGUCGAAGGAGGCCAUCGACGCCUUGUACGACCAGCACAAGGAAUUCGUCAGCUUUGACGGUGAGAAAUUCGUGCCCAAACCGAUCCAGCUGUACAGGAUCAAGUUGAACGCCAUCCGCGAGGGUCGCGUCUGGAAGGAUCUCGGCCGGCUCGAAGUGAAUUAUCACGCGGGGGCGGAAAUGACUGGACCCAUCAUCCACAGCGCGUCUACUUCUUAUUCCUUGGGGCUCGUUUUACCUGCGUCAGCGGAACUGGAAGAGGAAAUUCCGAAUAAUUGCGAGGAGAAGAAGAGCGUCAUCUCCCGGCUGAUUGACGGGCAGAUUUUGAUUGUCCGGAUCAAAAACGCCCGCACUGGCGAGUACCUUUACCCUGGGCGGGACGAGUUCUCCCAGGACGCCAAACGACGCCGAGUCUUUACGUGGCGCAACAAGGACGAGCCGCUGGGAUUGUGGGCCGAAUGGCGACUGACCGGACUGUGGAAGGCCGGCGUCUUCCGGGUUCGUUUCACCAGUUUGCGGUUCCCGCACGAGUACCUGUACCCGUCGACUGACGAGUUCUCCUACGACAAGGAUCGACGUCGCGUCUUCACCUGGCGCCAGUACAGCAAACCCGAGGACGUCCACACCUGGGCCGACGGAGCGGCCGAUUGGCUCCUGGACACUUACCGCGUCAACACGGAGCAAUUCCCCAACCGCUACGCCCUUUUCAGCCCCAAGCGACGCGAGUACCUCUACGUGGCUCCCGACCAGUUGGCCCUGGACGAAACCCGCCACCGCGUCUUCACCUGGCGCGGUCCAGAGAACGAAGUCUGGGUCGGACUCAAGAACCAAUGGGACAUUGAAGUCGUCCGAUCCUUGUAAUCACCAAUUUUCCCCAAAUUAAUUCCAGUCCAGGAUGAAUUUUGACCUUUUGAAUAAAGUUCUGAUGACGAAA
Molecule: messenger RNA, 2202 nt
Organism: Daphnia pulicaria
Lineage: Eukaryota; Metazoa; Arthropoda; Branchiopoda; Diplostraca; Daphniidae
Exons: 3
Coding region: 171-2129 (652 amino acids)
Source: RefSeq, a predicted model, not a curated record